Messenger RNA from Leptosia nina, 471 nucleotides. Lineage: Eukaryota; Metazoa; Arthropoda; Insecta; Lepidoptera; Pieridae. The record is from the annotation of a GenBank genome assembly.
AUGGAGUGGCUAAGCUCAAAAGUAUUAAAGGUUCUUUGGCGACCAACUGUAAAUAUAGUAAGGACAAGGUAUCACUCUGAAAAACAACAGAUAAUAAAGAGGUAUGGUUACGAAGAAAAGCUGUGGUGUGGCGGACUAUUACCUAGAUCAAAUGGUAAACGGUUACCAAUGCCUGAGUACAGACCUGCAAAUCCUUGGACAGAAAAAAAAGCAUUGUAUGGACAAAAUGACUAUAUAGAUAUUCUAGGCAAUGGGCAGAUACACCCAGUUAAAACCCUUUACACAGUUCCUGCUUGGAUUAGAGGAGUCAGUGGAAAUGAAUAUCAAGUACUACUACGCAAGAAAAAGUUGUUUUCUAAAACUGGUUAUCCUGCUGUGAGGCCAAAAAAAUGGAAAGAGCUGGAGAAACGUUUGUUAUUUUUAUCUAAAAUGCUAAAUAGAAAGACAAAAACUGGAAUGUCUAGAGAUUAG